AUGGCCGACGAGUCCCAAUCAAAAGACGAAGACAACACUUCCAAUUUCCAGAAAGUCCAACAGACUCAAGCUCAGUUGGAAGCCAUCGAAAAGGAAAUCCGAGAGAACCAACCGUUGACCUCGGAAUUGAAACCAAUCGCAACUUUGAAAGCAGUCUACAAUGGCGACGACAAUGCCAAGUUCUUUGUGAGCGGUGUGGAUUACUUAUCGACUCUCUAUCAGAGUACUCGCAUGACACGGGGAGAUGGAUCAUGUUAUUAUCGAAGCUUUUUGUACAGUCUGAGCGAACAUUUGAUGAAGAAUGAGGCCGAACUGACUCGUAUUACGAAGUAUGUCAAGGAAUCCAAUUCGGCCGUGAUCAAUGUGGGUGGCUACGACGAAAUGGCCAUUGACAUUUUCUACGAAGCCAUUGUCGAAUUCUUUGAGGAACUGCCCAAGAUGACACCAGAGAAAUUGCACGAAGAGUUGACUCAAGAGAAUGCCACUAGCGAUUACUGUACCUGGUAUUUGCGGGUGUUGACGGCAACCUUUUUGAAAUCGGAUCCCUCCCGGUUUUUGCCCUAUUUGGAAGAUGGGUACAUGGACAUUGCGACAUACUGUCAAACACAGAUUGAACCCAUGGGCAAGGAAUGUACAAUGGUAUCCGUUUUGGCUUUGGCGGAAGCCUUUCAAGUGCGAGUGCAGAUUGAGUACCUGGAUGGCCGUCCAUUCGAGGACAAACUUACCCGACACGAGUUUGGACCAGAAGAGAGUCUGACCAAGCUGUCGCUCUUGUACCGGCCGGGUCAUUAUGAUGUCUUGUACGCUACAGCCUAA
Molecule: messenger RNA, 816 nt
Organism: Cylindrotheca closterium
Lineage: Eukaryota; Bacillariophyta; Bacillariophyceae; Bacillariales; Bacillariaceae
Source: the annotation of a GenBank genome assembly